AUGACAGACGAGUUAAUCCGGCCGAACAGGUCGCUGGUUGGUAAGAUAGCUAUCGUGACUGGAGCUGGAGCUCUCGAGGAUGGCAUUGGGAACGGACGUGCUGCAGCAAUACUAAUGGCCGAGGACGGCUGUGCUGUGGUUUGUGCUGACUUGGACCUCAAAUCUGCCCAGCGUACUGUGGAGAUGAUCGAGGCGGAAGGCAAGGGAAGAGCUAUCGCAAUACAGGUGGACGUCACUCAAUUGGCAGAUUGCGAGAGACUGGUGCAGAAGACAAUCGAGACUUACGGAAGACUUGACAUACUGUUCAACUGUGUCGGCAUUGGAGGCGCUGCUGGUACUGCUGUGGAAGUCGACAUGAAAGAAUGGGCAAAGGGACUGGAAAUCAACGUGACUUCUAUGGUAAACGUCGCCAAAUAUUGCAUUCCUGAAAUGCGCAAAAACGAAGCAACACGAGGAUACAGGGGCAGCAUCAUCAACAUGGCAAGCGUGGCCGGGAUGAGAGGAGGGACACCUCACUUGCUAUAUCCGACGUCAAAGGGAGCGAUCGUGAACAUGACUCGCGCCAUGGCAGCCAACCACGGUCCUGACAAGAUCCGUGUCAACUGCGUCUGUCCAGGAAUGGUCUACUCUCCUAUGAUGUAUUCACAGGGGAUGAGUCCUGAGGCUCGAGAAUCUAGAAAGAAUCGAAGCCUGUUGAAGACAGAGGGUAGUCCUUGGGAUUGUGGUGCGGCAGUCAGGUUUCUGGCUUCUGAAGACUCACGGUGGUUGACUGGAGUGAUUCUGCCUGUGGAUGCAGGUGCGACUGCAGCUACUGUUACAGAUGUGCCUAAAGCUGGACAUGUCAAUUCCGGUACGUAG
Lithohypha guttulata is the source of this 858-nucleotide messenger RNA. RefSeq lists its product as uncharacterized. Lineage: Eukaryota; Fungi; Ascomycota; Eurotiomycetes; Chaetothyriales; Trichomeriaceae. Gene Ontology annotation, molecular function: oxidoreductase activity, acting on the CH-OH group of donors, NAD or NADP as acceptor. The record is from RefSeq and is a predicted model, not a curated record. The coding region runs from base 1 to 858 and encodes 285 amino acids. The transcript has 2 exons.